This is a messenger RNA of Alosa alosa (allis shad), 2363 nucleotides long. RefSeq names its product phosphodiesterase 12 (gene pde12). The transcript has 3 exons. The record is from RefSeq and is a predicted model, not a curated record. Gene Ontology annotation, molecular function: 3'-5'-RNA exonuclease activity. Lineage: Eukaryota; Metazoa; Chordata; Actinopteri; Clupeiformes; Clupeidae. Gene Ontology annotation, cellular component: mitochondrion. Bases 272 to 2008 code for a protein of 578 amino acids. Gene Ontology annotation, biological process: nuclear-transcribed mRNA catabolic process, deadenylation-dependent decay.
AGUCGGCUGUCAAGAAAUCAGUUCCGUGGAGCUAGGAAUCGCGGCAGCACUGUGCGUGUUCCUAUAUUGCAUCGCCCUGUGAUCACCGUCAGACAGCCAGUGGUCACCACACGAUUAUGUUCAAACAGGGUUUUUUUUAACAACUUAGUUUCUUCACUUGUUCCAUAGGCUAUGGGUCGUUUGCGUCGAAUCAGCUCAUGCUAAAUGUCCGAUUUAAAUUUCCGUAGCGUAGCCUUGCUAACACCAGACGCUCUUUCAUAGUGUUGUCCAAAUGUUGUGGAAUUUUGCGCUCCGUUCACGAUUAUUUGUCAAUAAUUUGAUUUCUAUUUCAUUGUGGGACCACCACAGUAGUUGUUGUCUCCGUUAUUACAAGACAAUGGAAAGAGCAGUGGUAAGAUGUGUACCAUCGGAGGUAAAGCUAACAAUUUCAUUUUUGCUCUAUGGGAGCCAGAAGCACAUGUUGAGAGAUCAGAGUGAAGAACUGGGUAAAGUAUUAGCACGAAUAUCAAACGGCAUCAUCAGGACCCAGGGAAAGGGUAAAAAGUCCAAGAAAAAACAAUUAAAUGAACCAUGUGAGGCCGUUGAGCCGAUUGUAAGACUGCACUACAAUGGCGAUUAUGUGGCAAAUGAUGUGUCAAACUUUAAUGCGUGGCAAGAUGGAGCUGUUCUACACAUUGGGGAAAUUAAAUAUAAAAUUGAGCGCAACCCUCCGACAUUCAUCACCGCGGAGUUGCCUGUCGCAAUUUUGGCAGGUUUUCCUGUUUGUCCCAAACUAGAAAUAGAAUUCGGUGAUUUAAACGACAGUGUCUUUACGUGGUUUAAAGCCAGAGACCCUAACCAAGACUCCUGGAUCGAGGCUGGCACCGGUCGUGUGUUCACGCCCUCAAAUGGAGAUAUUGGUUUGAAAGUCAAGUUUAAUUGUAUCCCUGGGAAUCAGACAAAAUAUGGGGCUGCAAAGGAGUUGGUUUCUAGUAGUACUGUUGAAGCAGGACCUGGAGUUUGCACAUUUGACACUCGCCACCUGUACACAAAAAAAGUUACAGACAACUCAAAAUUGAGAGUUGUGUCUUACAAUAUUCUGGCAGAUAUCUAUGCUCAAACUGAUCUUUCCAAAACAGUGUUGUAUCCUUAUUGCCCUCCUUAUGCAUUGGGAAUUGACUACAGACAAAGCCUAAUCAAAAAAGAGUUAAUGGGAUAUAAUGCUGACAUAAUUUGCCUUCAGGAGGUUGACAAAGCAGUGUUCAAUGAUAGUUUGUCACCUGCAUUGGAUGCCUCUGGUAUGGAAGGAGUCUUUAAAAUCAAAGAGAAGCAGCAUGAGGGACUUGCAACAUAUUUUCGAAAGUCUAAACUACAACUGCUCAGUCAGCACGACAUAAUGCUGAGUGAGGCACUAAGAAAUGACCCUCUUCACUCUGACUUGCUGGAUAAUCUCUCCAAGAACCCUAUUUUGAAAGACCGGGUGAUGCAAAGAUCAACUACGUUGCAGGUGACUGUUCUUCAGCCUUUAAGCAAUUGCUCAAAGCCAGUAUGUGUUGCCAACACUCAUCUCUACUGGCACCCCAAAGGAGGAAAUGUUCGUCUGAUCCAGAUUGACGUGGCCCUACGUCACUUGAAGCAGGUCAUCUCUGUGGAACACCCAGGAGCUUCUCUGCUGUUCUUUGGUGAUUUCAAUAGCAUCCCUUCUUCAGGCCUAUUCCAGCUUUUGAGCCAGGGAACUGUACCCAAAACACAUCCUGACUGGACCUCUGGUGGGCCUGACGAGCAGUGCCCCAUGGAGCUACACAACCCCUUCCAGCUCCAGAGUGCCUGUGGAGAGCCAUCCUACACCAACUAUGUGGGUGGCUUCCAUGGCUGCUUGGACUAUAUCUUCCUAGAUCCACAGAUGCUUUGUGUGGAACAGGUCAUUCCCAUGCCAAGCCACGAUGAGGUGACAACUUACCAAGCCCUACCAAGUGUUUCUCAUCCCUCAGACCAUAUUGCCCUUGUUUGUGACCUCAAGUGGAAAUGAACUCUCUUUCUGACAAGACAUACUGAUUUGGCAGCAUUCUGUGUACAAUCUCUUAAUUGCCCCAUCAUUGACAGUUUCAGUUAUCAGAGGACUGUAUACAUUUGCAUGAUCUCAACAGUGACUGAUUUAGUUGCCAUUCAGGGUUUCAUCAGGUCCCUUGCCCCAGGUACAUAAAAUCAAGCACCUAGUUUAUGAAUGCAGACUGCAUGGUGCUUGCUGCAUGGUGCUUUAUACACCUGUGGCAAGGGACCUGAUGAAACCCAUGAAUACCCAUGUAAUAUAUAUUUUAGAGAAUAUCUGGAAUGUAUGGGUUGUGGACAUCUGUGAAUAAUGAAUCGUGUAUUUACCAAAAUAA